Oryza sativa Japonica Group (Japanese rice) is the source of this 1248-nucleotide messenger RNA. RefSeq lists its product as uncharacterized. Lineage: Eukaryota; Viridiplantae; Streptophyta; Magnoliopsida; Poales; Poaceae. The record is from RefSeq and is a predicted model, not a curated record.
UCGGCCAGGAACAUGUAUAGGACUCAGACUCGGAGAGAUUUACGGCUAAUUUAAGGCACCCUGAUUAAUAUCCGGUGUGUAAAAUUUUCGAUCGAUCUCGAUGGCGAACUCAUCGACAGCGGCGGCCGCAGCUUACCCGUUGCUGGUGCAGAGAUAUGGCGUUGCUGGUGUCACUCCGUCGUCUUCGUCUUCGUCAAUGGCGACGAGAGUCUUCAGUCUGCCUGCCAUGAAGCUGCUCGACGUCAACCUUUCGGUGGAGAUGUGCGGCAACACGUUCCUCGAGACGCCGCAGGGUUUGGUCCUCGUGCUGAUGACGACGAGCUCGCCGCCGGCGUCGGCGUUCCUCCUCGACCCACGCGACGGGUCGAGGGUCGCCGAGCUGCCGCCGCUCGGCGAGGGCGAGCUCCCGGCGCAUCGCCGGUGCGUGCUGUCGGGCCGGCCACCGGAGCCCGGCUGCGGCGUCCUCGUGUUCGACCUGGAGAGCCCGGCGCUGCUGUUCUGCCGCGUCGGCGGCGAGCGCUGGUCGAGGCACGGCUACGACAUCGGGUGCUACGACCUGCCGGAGGAGUACUGCCCGGUGCCCAAGAGGAGGCAACUCUUCGACGUCGCCGGCGUCGGCGGGAGGUUCUACUUCGCCGAGAACAAGGGCGAGCUCGGCACGCUGGACUUCACCGGCGGCGGCGGCGGCGGCGGCGGCGGCGAGGCGGUGGUGGGGGCCAUCGCCAUCCCCGUCCUGGACUACUUCCCCGCCGGCCAGGUGAUGUCCAGCUCGCUGACGUUCCUCGUCGAGUCGCGCGGCGACCUGUUCCUCGUCGCCAUCGCCUUCGAGGGGUACAGCAUCGGCGGGCCGUACGACGUCCACGUGUUCCGGAUGGACUUCUCGGCGGCGGCGCCGGGGCCGGCGUGGCGCAGGGCGACGGACAUCGGCGACCGGGCGUUCCUCGUCGGCGGCGACAACUCCAGCGGCGCGUCGUGCUCGGCGAGCGGGUGCGGGGUGAAGGCCAACCGCAUCUACUGGAUCAACGGCUUCAGCGAGGACGAGAAGAGGAACCUGUACGUGUUCAGCGUCGAGGACGGCAGCGUCGAGACCUUCGACACGUUUGAGUCUCUCCCGGGUGCACCUCGUCAGACGCCGUUCUGGCUUGUCUAGUUCUUCUGCGUGUACUUUUGUACGAUUAUCACGUGGUUAUCACACGGAAAAGCUGAUGCGCGAUCGAUCGCCUGGGCGAUCUGGUAGCGAUCAGUUCG